AUGAAGACCCUGAAGAAGAAAUUCUCCAUAUACCAAUCGAGCCAGAAGGUUCGAAAGCUCUGGUGCGACUACAGCGAGGCCAAGAGUGGCAUAGAAAGCCCCUAUAGCAGCUCAACUACUAGCGCAGAGAGUCGGGAAGGAGACGACUAUGAUGCCGGCGCGUCAGCAUUCCCUCCCUCUUUGUCCAGCGCUGGCUCGAUAGCAGCAGGCCAGGGGCCGGCGCGCGCCCUCCGCGCGUUCGUAGAUGCGGUGGAUUUGACCGAUGCUAGACAAGCUGCUGUUCUCCAAAACCUGGACGACGUUGGUCAGGGGGAGCUCGUGUCCACAUUGAUAGAGCUAGCGAGGGGCUUGGUGGGAGCAGACGAUGCGCGUGGGGGGUCAAUCCCGCUCGCCGUGACAGCUGGCGAUGUGGCUCUCGCGGAGAAGUCCCUAACGGUGGCGCAGACUUGUCUCGCCGGAACAACCACCGCAAAACAGCCGACAGAAUGGAAGGAGAACCUGAGACAUCUGGUGGCGAUACUCGCCGCUGAAGAGGGCGCCCCCGACGGCCAGAUGCUUGUGCCCUUGGACACGGACAUGUGCCGCAGGAUGCUAGACGUGAAGGCUGCCGCUCUGGGAGUGUUGAAGCUGGUGGUGACUGACCAUGAAAAGGUGGUGGGACUCGGGAUCUACGGAGGCUUCCAGACCAUAGCACACCUGGCUCUCCCGAGGGGCUCGCUGCUGCGGCCUCAGGCGGUGGAACUUCUCGCCUUAUUUCUCGCCAUGCCCCGGCCCGAUCCCGAAUCUGCGGCACGUCGAGAGCCAAGGGGGAGAACGGGCCGGUGGGUUGGUCGGUUUGGAGGCGGCGGCGGCGGCGGCGGCGGAGGUGCUAGUCGUAGUCCUCGCUUUAGCGGCGACUGCUGCGGGGAGGGGGAAGACGAGGGCGGGGUGGCGGCCUCGUCGUCUUCUUUCGCAGACGCCGCGAGCUUCGUCUUGAGUUGCAACUUAGGCGAUGCUGGGGAGGGGGUGGGCAGCGGCGAUGGUGAUGGGCCAGCCAAGCCGCAAAAAGAGCAAGCGGGUGUCGCUGACCCCAGGGAUGUCGCGGAGAUGAUGCUUGCGGGUGGCGUGCUUGCAGUUCUCGCCGAUGUCAUCGCGCCGUGUCGAGCCGAGGGGGCUUCAGGCGGAGACACUCACGCCACCGAGUCGGGAGCGGAGAGCAGCUUGAACGCGCCCGACAGCGAGAGCUCGCGUCUCGAGGCUCUCGAAGCCGCCGUCGCCAUGGUGGAAGGGCGGCCGAACGCGCAGAGGGACUUCGUUCGGCUGGGCGGGCACUCCCGCAUCUGUAGCCUGGUCCACGACGUGGCCGAGAGGGGGAAGCAGAGCGCCCUGCACCCGCCGGCUGACUCGGCUGCGGAGAGCAGCAGCCGACGCAGCCAUAGCCGGAGCAAGCCUCGCGCGGACACCUCCCCGGGGGGGGAAGGACAGCCUGUGGGAGAGCUGCGGACUCUCGACGCCGCGUUCGACUCGGUGUUUCGGCUCGCGCUCGACGGCCACACCAUCGCCCCCGGCGCGCGCGCGGACGGCGUGGACACGGUGAGGUUGCUGCUCGCCCUCGCCGCCCGGUCGUCCUCGCUGGCGGUGGCCCUGCGGGCCGCCCGCAGCCUCCAGGCGCUGCUGCACGUGCGCCCGAUGAACGCGGUUUCCCUCGAGCGGCAAGACGCCCUUCAGAUAGCCGCGGACGCCGUCGCAAAGCUUGCCUUUUCCGGCGGCGGCGGCGGUGGUGGCCCGUGUUUUGGCGAGGCCAGGGGGGAGGACGCAUUGUUCGGCCUCGACGGGGAGGUGGUUGUCGCGGAGCGCCUGGCGUGGUCCGUGGACGACAAGCGGGCGGCGCUGUCCUCGAUGAACGACGUGGUUCGCGUGGUGGCGGCGGUGUACAGCCGACGGGACGCUCGAGCGCUGGAACGAAAAGGCGGCUGCGGAGGCGAGCGGCCCGAGGAGGGCGACACCGCUGUCCUGGCCGGCAUGCUGCAGAUCGUGCAGGAUGAGCUGCUGGAGCCGCUGCACCCACGCCCAGGCCCCGACGCCGCUGUCAACGACACCGGGAACGCCGACCGAUUGGCGGCGGCGGCGGAUCGUCCACAUGCGGCUGGAGAAUCUUGCCGGUCGGGUUGGACGGAAGGGUGGCUUCUCGGCGCCCUCGAGAUCGUGGCCAGGGUGGUGGUGAGGGGCGACAGCGGCACCGUGGAGGCCCUUGGGGCUGCCGGGGGGUGGGGCCUCCUCGCGCACAUAGCCCGCAUCCCGUCACCCCCGGCACACCUGCGCGAGCGCUCGCCUUCGGCAGCGGCGGAGGGCGACGGCACCAACGUUAGCGGCCAUGGCGCGGGAAGCGCACAAGGGGGGGAGGGUGACGGUGAACGUUCGAACGGCCGGCUGCUAUCGGAGUCAUGGGUCGGAUGGGUCGGGGUUCGUCGUUUGGCGCUGUGGAUCAUUCGGGAGGCCCUGCUGACUGGGACGGCGGGACAGUGCCGCGGCAGCAACGGCAGUGCGGGUGUCACGACCCUCCUCGUGCAGCCGGCGAGGUGGCUUGUAUGGCUCGUGCGAGACUUGAUGAAGCCGACCCCGCCGCCCUGUGGAGAUGAUGUUCCCGCGGGAGCUUGCUCAGCAGACCAGACAAGGGACCAGGUCCUCAUGAGGCUAGCCAUCUUGAACGAGCUACGCCUGGCGAUCGGGUCUUUCGGACCGUGCGAGGUGGUGAUGGAAGGUUGCACAAGAGUCCUCCCGCUCGUAGCUCUCCGGGCCGCGCAACCGAAGGCACCGGUGGCAGGAGGGGUUGGCACGGGAGGUGAUGAUGAGGAGGUCGGGGGCAGGACAGGCGUGUCGCCGAACAGACAUCCUCAGGCGCGCAUGGGAGCGGUCAACGUCAAGGUGGUUGGCCGGCUGGCUGGAGACCAGCGCGGGGUCGUCUUAGACUCCCUUGUGUCGGAGGGUGUGAUGGAGGUUCUGCUGGCCAUCGUCCAGGAGAACGUAUCCUCCUUUUCACCGGGGUCGCGAACGGCCGAGUCGGGCUUGGCCCUGCUGCUCCUCGCCGACCUGGCCGCGGGAAGUGAAGCGGCGAAGGUGCGCCUAGGUUCAACCCUAGGCUACGACACCCUCGCCAAGGCUGCUCACGGCGCUGGCGUGGCGAUUCAAGCGCACCAGUUUUCUCUCUGGCUGGAGGCGUCUUUGCGGCGGUUGGGCGGGGUCACGUCACGACUUCCUCCGCCGUUCGAGUGCGUUGUAACAAACCCGGAUGAUGCCUUGGCUUCAUCCGACGUAUCGCCGACCCUGAAAGUCGCCCGGUUUGGAGUCAGACAAGGGAGCAGCACAGGGCAACAAGCCAGUGGUGCGGAAGGGAAGGCGUGGUUGGGUGAGGAGAGCGGCCAGCGCGGGCGGGGAGAGUCCAGGGAUUCCGGGAGACGGCGGGGAUGGAGGCGGCGUAGUCCCAGGAGGCGAGGGGGGUCGAAAGACGGGAUCGCGUGGAUGCCUCGCUCCCUGCCCAGGCUGGCUCACUCUGUAGUGGGCAGCAGAGCGGAGAGUAGCGCGGAGGGGGUGUCUGAGGCGCACCACAUGUUCGACGAGCUCUGGCUUCCUCCAGGACUCGUCACGCUAGCGCAAGACGUCCUCCUCAUCAACAGGGCGCGCAGCGGGGUCGUGGUGCGAGAGGAGGAGCGGUACUUCAUCGCCCAGCCCAGGGGCGCGCGAACCGGCGGAAGCGGAAGCGUCGCCUCGUCGGACCUGGGACACCCGCUGUGGAAGCCGGCGGUGACGAAGUUUCGCGGGCUCGAGGCCGCCGUGUUUCCGUUCCUGCUCUUGCCGCUGGUCCCCUCCGAGCACCAGCCCCAGGCCGCGGCACAGCUGUCCCGCCUCCUCGACGCGAACCCGGCCAACGCGGCGGCGCUGUGCCAUCUGCGGGUGCCCCUCGCGCUUAUCAAGCUGGGGUGCCGGCUCCCCGAGCGGAAAAAGCAGGCGCGGGACCUGUACUUUCACCUGUCGGCCCAGCUCAUGUCCCACCACAUCUCCCCGGCGGACGCUCUGGAGCUGUUCCACCUGGCCAGCCUUCAGCCGUCGGCGUGGGCGCGCCUAGGACGGCUUAGAGUCACGUCCGGCGCGGACUUUAUCUCGGCGCGGCACGCGGUGGGGGGGGGGGGGCUGGCGGCGGCAGAGGACGGGGCCCCCGAAAUUGUGGACGAGGUUCGCGUGGAGCACGGGGUGGUCAUGCCUCCCCACGCGGGCGAGCUCCAGAUGCAGCUCCUGUACGUGAUCGGCACGGUCGUCGACUCGCCCGCCCCGGCGUGGUUCUUCCACAUGGACGGGGGGGGCGGGAGCGGCCUGGUCUCGGAGCCGCUUGUCCGCUUCCCGCCGAAGAGGGUGGGGUACUCCCUGUCGAUGUGGCUGCGGCCGUCCGGCUUUUCGGGUGGGGAAACCGCGCUGCUGUCCGUCUGCGGACGAAAAAACGACGGCGCGUCGAGGACGUUGCUUCGCAUGUCUCUGCGGAGGUGCCUGGGCCCCAGGGAUAGCGCGGCGCCUCCGGCGGCGGCGGCGACGGCGGUUGCGGCGGCCGGGAUCGGGGCUAGCUUGGACGACGACGGCGACCAAGGGGCGGCUUCGGAUGACGCUUGCGCGAAGCUGCAGUACCUCGUCCUCACGCACUCGAACUCGUCUGAUGCGGCCGGAGGAGGCGGCGGCGGCGGCAGCAGAGACCAGUGGAUGGACGGCAGCAUCACCGUCUACGUGGACGGGGAGAGGCGCACGCUCGUGACAGAGAGCGCCGCCGCCGCCACCGCGGGGGGGAGCGGCAAGAGCAGCAGGCGCACCGAGAAGCCGGCGGCGGAUCACGCCCCCCCACCCGCGUACCCCGCCGGCGCCGGAGGCGGCUCGGGGUCCGUGUCCGUGAGCGUGGGCUGCUGGGAAGAGCCUCCCGGCGGUGGUUGCCAGCAGGAGUCGUCGACGGCAUCACCGCCCGCGCUAGAUGCCGCCGGGCUGGUGAACGCCGCUCACGCCGCGGCGCGCUUCAGCGGACAGAUCGCCACCGUUGCGCUCGUGGAGGGCGCGUGGAGCCCGGAAACGGCGAAGGCGUCCUUCCUCCGGGGACCGGGGGCCCCGCCGCCGGGAAAGCGCAUCGUCUUCGCCAGCCCGGGCAGCCUUCCCCCGACGCCUUUCCUCGAUCCGGUAGAAGCGGCGUCUUCGGCUCCCGUGGUGGGUGAGGGCAGCAGCGGCAGCGGUCUUGACACGAAGUUGAUCGAACAACAGCCGGCCGUAGGAGGUGACGCUCCUGAGUUAGGAGAGAGCGAGGUCGCCGAAGGCUACAGCAGUAGUGAUCAGGCGGCAGCAGCCAUCCGGCGGGAGUCAAGUGCCUGCACCGCUCCGUUCUCCGGCGUGCCUCCGAAGACGGGGGCCCCACCAAGAGACCCAACACCGCCUGCGGGUGGUCAAACCCCACCGUUCCUAGCCGGAGACCCGCCGGGGAUGAUGUUACCGCUGCUUUCGGAUACGGCGGUGCCCCCACCGCGGCUGUCCGUGAACCUCGCACCCGUCCGCAAGGCCAUCGACGUGAAGUAUGGCGUCGCCCCGCCGGGCGAACCGCCCGCAGCGGGAGGGACGGUAUUCACUACCGAAGCGGUGGCAGAGCGUAGGGCCACUGGCGAAAGGACCGGAGGGGCUUGUUCGGUGGGCAGGGAGGCCGCGGUGGGGGGCGCGGUUCCGUUGUCGGAUUCGGUUGCGUUGACGGUGAACAGCCUCGCGGUGGCGGCGGGCUGCGGGGGCAAGGAUAAGGACUCGGCGUGCGACGGUCGGGUUUCGUUCAGGCUUGCCGCGGGAGGCGGGACAGGCGUGUACGCGACGACUCCCUUGCAUGCCGCGGUACAGGCGGCGGGAGGCUUCCGGCUGUGCCUCCCCUUUCUUCGGAUGGACCACGCUCGCCAGGUGGCGGCGCUGAGAGUUCUGGCGGGCUUGCUGGAGGCGUCGGCUGAGGGGAUGGACGCCUUUCGGGUCCGUGACGGUUUCAACGUGCUUUACCACGCGCUUGCUCAAGGAUACGACGCCCUGUUACAGCUGUCGAUGGACACCUUCGAGACGCUGUUCGAGCUCAUGACGAGCGAGGCGCUCCAGGGGGCCCUGGACGUGUCCGCCUCCAACCUCUCUCCCGUAGCCCUGCUCGACGCUGCGGGGAGAACGGCCGACGACGCGAGGGCGACCUACCUGGCCAACGGCUGCACCGGCGCGAAGCCUGUCCGGUCGCCGGAGUCGCUGCGGCUCGUUGUCGACCUACUGGGCCACUGCGAGCGCAAACCCGACCUGCAGGCGAGGGUGAUGGAGGCGCUCGUGGACGCGCUCGAUGGCAGCUUUGCGGGGAUACAGGUCUGGAGAAGGGCGUUCAACGAAUCAACGGCGUUCGCGCCGCUGCUGUACCUCCUGUCCCCGCCCGCGUUCGCCGCUUCCGACGCGGCCUCUGCCCCACGCCCGACCCUCGAUGCCGCGCUGGGUGGCAACGCCGCCGCCGCCGGCCUGGCGGUGUCAAGGCGGUCGGCAUCGUUUUCCAUGCCAUCGUCGGGGCCGGUGGGGAUCGCAACGGUAGCCCGCGAGGAUCACAGCGGCGGAGGCGGCGGCGGCUUCAAGUUGAAGAGUGUGUUCACCGGAGAGAGGCCGGCGGUGGCGGCGGGGUCGGCCGCGCGGACGCAGGCGGCGCGCAUGGUGCAGGUUCUCAUCGCGGGAUCGGCGGCGGUGGCGCCCGUUGUGCGACCACAGGAUCCGUCGGCGUCGGUAGCUAGCAGCACCUCCGCCGGCUGCACGCCGGAUCACCUGGCCGACCUCGUGGGCUUCGUGCUGCGGUGCCACCUCGAGGUGGAAGAGCUGAUGGACAUCGUAAGGCGGCAAGUCCUCAACACGGGGCAGCUGGCCCAGGACGAACGGUACGGGGUUUCCCCGGCAAGGAGGCAUUUUCCGGAGGGGUCCGCGCAGUCCCAGCUUGCCCUGACGAGGCAGGUGGGCGGGAUCGUGGUGGACCUGCUGGUGCAGCUGUGCGGCGGCGACGGAGGAGCCGUUGUGGUCGGGAUGAUGUCCCAGGCCUUCCCUGCAGGAGGGAAUUUCUUUGUUGCCCUGGAGCUCUUGUCGUCCAGCCACGUGGAGACCAGGGUCAGCGCCAUCAAGCUGCUCAGUCUCAUGCUGGUGAGGAAAGGAGAUGACGGUAGACGACCUUCCACCUCAAACUUCUUUUCGUCGGACGACUCCAGCACCGGCGGGGGCGCGCGGCCGGGAACAGACCCCCAGGCGCUGCGCGCCUUCGAAAAGCUCGGCGGUUUCACCGCCAUGGGGCGCCAGCUGGAGUUGCACACCACCUGCCAGGCCGUGUGCGACGCCCUGAUGGGCAUGAUUUUCGGCGCCUGGGGCUCGAAGCACGAGCCCCGGCCUAUUCGAGAGAAGGACGUGCUGGCCAUCAAGGGCAACAAGGAGUCAUGGUUGAGAGCUUGGUGGAGCAGCUACUCGAGCCCUCCAGACGACGAAGCGACUAACACCGCCAACCACAACAGCAGCGCCAACUCCAUGGCGGCCGGCGCAGCGGCAUCCGCAAGAACAACAACAGCCGAAGGGUGCAGCAGCAGCAGCACCUCCAUAGUAGACCGGAUCAGGUCGACCGCGGUGGGGGCCACUUCCUCCGGAAGCGCACCCGCGACAAGCUCUGUCGACCAGAACGGGCCCGAGAGUGUCCAGCCUCCCGAUGCCGGAGCGCCGCAGACGCUUGCCCCAGCGUUGGACACGAGCUGGCACGAGCAAGAGGGCGGUGACGAGGGAACGGCGGUGCCGGAGGCUGACCAAGAACGCCGCUCGGGAGUUGCCGCCGCCACCCCCGCUGCUGCCGCACGAACCGGCGGGCAGGGUGAAAAUAACCAAGCCGUCAACGGCGAGGGUGCAGCGGUGACGACGACGAUACCCCCCGGUAGCGUCGUCAAGCCGGGGAGGUUCGCCGCUCUCAUGAAGCCGAAGGUGUUCCCCCCGUCCUCAGCCGAGCGAGACGCCGGGGUGGCGGCGCCGCCGCCGCCGCCGCCACCGCCGUCCUCGUCGACGAAGAAGAGAACCGCCGCAGAAAAGCCGGCUUCGUCGUCGCCGCCGGAGGAGGUCUUCGACCCGCCGCUUCCGACCGAGGCAACACGCGAAGCAGCAGCCCGCCAGGCAGUGGAAGAGGAUCAGCCGGAACAGGAACACGGGGAGGACACCAACGGCGGUGACGACUCCGAGUCGCUGAGCCUGGUACUCCCCGAGGCGGUGGAGGUGCUCAUGAGAGCCCUCCAGCGCGCGCAGUCCCCCGCGGUGGUCUCCCGGUGCCUGCUCCAGCUGGAGAGCGCCGUGGCUUGGCUGCCGGCGGCCGGGUCCGCCGCCCCCGAGUCGGCCGCCGGUCGGAACGGCGGUAGCGGCGGCGGGGAAGAUGACGGCACAGGUGGGUCGGCCGUUGGGAAGCCUUCCGCCGGUGCGGUCGGCGGGGUCGGCGGCGGCGGCGGCGGGGCUUCGCGAAAAAGGGCGAGGAACACCGACGGAGGCGACCGCGAGAGAAACGCGGACGCGCUCAUGUCUCGGCAAGGGUGGCUGGCGUGGUGCCAGCGGCUGGUGGAUGCGUUCUCGGCAAGGAACGACAGCGGGGACCUCGUGCCGCCGCCGAGGCGGGGCGCGGGGCACUUCGGCGGGUACGGAGGAAACGACGGUGCAGACGGCGGGGGAGGCGGCGGGAGCGACCGGUGGGGCAUGGGGGGCUCCGAGGUGUGGGAAGCGGGGGGGUACAUGGACGACUCGCACUCAGAGACGACGGACACCGGCAGCGCGUUCAGCUACUUGGAGUCGAUCUCGAUGGGCCAGUCCGUGGUGCCAGACGGUGGCAGCGGUGCUCUUGAGGCCUUCACCGGCCCCGUCUACGGCCUCGUUGCCGCUUUGCUCGAGCAGGACAUGGCGAGACCCGCGCGACACAAGCGAGGCCACCGUUUCCGCGAGCUGUUUCACCUCUCGAACGGCAAGAGCUUCCAGGCGGCGGUGCUGGAAGACGCGCUCGAUGCCGUACAAGACAGCCCCAUGCUGUCUACGGAAGGCGUUCAAAGCUCACGCCCAGCGUCGAGGGCGGGAGGGGGAGGAGCGGCGGCAUCACUGGACGCAAGGGGCGAAGAGAGCGUGCAGAGACUCGAGAACUUGAGAGAACUGCUUGUCGCUGCUUUACAUCACCAUCCCGAUCUUCCCCUGGGGCUGUGCGUCAAGGGCGUGCACACGAUCAACCUGCUGGGGUACCACGGCUCUCAUGAGGCGAGGAGCAGGAUGAAGUCGGUGGGGCUGCUCCGGGCACGAGACGACCUCAUCCGUCGCUGCCUCUUCCACCCCGUCGCGGCCGCGUGGGAGGUAGUGUCGGCCUUGUCCCAGGUGGAGGAUGCGUUGGAGACGCUCGUGUCACAGCACGGCGAGAAGUCGGGCGGCGAGGCUGAGACCGUCGCCGCAGGGGAAGUCGCGGUGCAGCUGCUGCAUCUCUUCGUCGAGGUCACCGUCGCGGUCGUGUCCCAAGCCACAACGACAACAGCGACCGGCGGCGGCGGCGGCGUCUCGUCCCCCGUCGCGCGGAGCAACUCGGCCGCGCUUGCGGGGCGGCGGGCGACGCAGGUCUCCGCGGCGCGCGCCCUCGGGCGCGUGGCGGUGGCGAGCCCCGUCUGCCGCAGCACGGUGAUCCGACUCGCGAGGCACCAGCAGCUGCUCGUCCGCUUGCUGCCGGCGCUCCGCUGCCCGCUGACCAUCGAGGAGGUCGAGGCUAUCGAGCUUGGAAACAUACCAGAGGCUUUGCCGUCGCUUUCGGGCAGCAGCCGCUGGUCCUUGGGAUCGCUGAGCCUUCUCCCUACGUCUACAGCACCAACGUCGGUGUCUUGCAUGUCAGAUGAUGCCGAGGGUGAACAGGAGACGCUCGCAACACACCAGAAGGCUCCUCAGUCCCCUCAGCGCAACAAGGCCUUCUUCCCUCCGACGCCCCCCCAUUUUAAUAACGUUCCCGCUGCGGGCUCGUGGCCACCUUCUGUACCCGGGGGCAGCAUGUCUUCCUACUUCGCGGGCUCUUCGGGGGCGGCGGGCGGUGCCGCCGACGGCACAGCCGGUAACGGCGGUGCCAGCGGGGGCGGGGGCGCCUCGGCGGCGAAAACACCUUCCGUCGCCGCUGCCGUCUUCGCUGCCGCAACGGGGACCCCUGCUGCUGCCGCCGCCGGCGGAGCGAAUUCGUCGUCGCAGUUCCGGCUACACGAAGUCCUCGAAGAGGACGAGGGCGAAGAGCAAGGGCGCCCGGCCUCGCGAGUGGCCGGAGGAGAGGAAGACACGGCGGUGGUAGCUGAGGAGGAGGCAGGGGCCGGGUCCGAGCCGGAAGCGUCUGCGUUGAGGAGGAGGCCACGCCGAAGAAGCAGCAGCGACAUCAGCAACAGUAGUGUUGGCGGUGCCGGUGCAAGCGGGACGGUUGCUUUGCCUAAGUCACGGCCUACCGGCGGCGGCGGCGGCGGCGGCGGGUCUUGGCAUGAUCCAAGCGGCGGCGGACGUGCGAGCGACGGGUUUAACGUCGGGGGCGGGUGGGGAUUGCCGGAGCAUCACGACUUGCAGGCGUUCGUGCAGUGGUACAGCCACGACGAACAGCGGGAUACCAGGGAUGGGCUCCGGCGGAGAGUCUCCAAGACGCUCGCUCCGCUGUCUAAGGCACGCGAUAAGGCAGCCGGCAAGCAGGCCUCUAAGCGGGAGAAGGCCACGCGACAGGCGCAGAAGCGGGAGCUGGAGGCUUCCUCGGCGAGGGAGAAGGCUGCCACGGACGCGCUCGAGCGCUGCCGGGCCCACGCCGAGAAGUGCUCGGACCGCACGACAGCGGCCAUCGACUCCUGGCUCGCGGAGCGGCGGCGGCGGUGGGAGGCCGGGAAAACCCGCUGCCACGAGCUGGCGCCGCCGGCACGGAGCCACGUGGCCGACGGAAACGCCUUCGAUGGCGGGACAAACCAUGUCCCGGCAGGAGAGCAGGCGGCGGCCAUUCCGGGAGCAGCGGCAAACGCUGCCGCGGGGCUAGGUGGAACGCAGGGCGGUGGGAUGGCGCCACGUGACGGGAAGGAGUCGUUGCCGUGGGACUGGGGAAGGGACGGAGGGGAAGGAGCGAGCUUCGAAGACUUUUUUGAGACUUUCGCCGGCGGCGACGAUGACGAGGGGGCCGGGCUGCCUUAGGCGUAUGCUUGGAGUGCGUUGACUUGUUGGCCAUACAGAGAUUCAGUGUGAUGAGAAAAACACGGUGUGUGGUUCUUUUUUCUGUUUGUAGUAUGCCGCUUCCCUAGAUGCAGAGGUUCGAAGGAAAAACCUCUUGUGGCAUCAUUCGCACGGGAGGAAAACUGCCGUGCAGAGGUUUUUGUAGAAGUAUCCCCCGCUGCUGUUGCGUGCCACACUACGUAUGCAUUGUUCUAUCGAACUGCUUUGCUCUAUAUUGUGCCGCACCGGUGCGGGGUAUGUUAGGCACACUCGCGGUCUGCUUGCUGCAGGCAACACGUUCGCAGUUUUUUGUAGAUCGCACAAGCGCAUUUCGACGGCACCACGGUACACGGCAAGGAAGGAAGAUACGACGCCAUCAUUGAACUGCCUUUCGCCCGCGGUGCUGUUGAUUUUUUCCUGCGCUGCGUGUUUUGUAGUAAGUGUUUCAGCAUGGUCGAAAAAAAAAGGAAAUCCUAUCCUUCUCGCACAAAUGUAUUUGUUCUGUUUCGUUUGUGUUGAGUAUUUUUUAAUGUUCAGUUUUGGGGACGCAAUACAUAUAUGGCGAUUUGUUCUUGUGUUUUUCCCGUUCGAUUGAUGCUUGUCUGGGUUGUUGUGGGUAUCACACCGAUGGCAGUGAAUAGGUAUUUACCGAGGCAAGACGUACUUCGAACGUCGGGUAUGGGACGGGGAGGGUUAAGUAGCGCUACAGGCUUCCUGGGAGCAACAGGUGGCUUCCUGAGACGUUCGAAAAACCUUCCUCAUUUAUAUUUUUUCAAUUGUACACAUGAAGGGGGGGGUGGAUGUCGUGGGAAGGCAGGUUGUGUCGCUCUGUCUCGUCUGCUGCUAGGUACCGGCUUUAAUUUUUCCAUCAGCUUAGAUCUAUCUCACGUCAACGUGCCAGUUUGGAUCGGUUUCCCGAUCGUGGUGUCUAUGUAGCAGCUUUCUCUGACAGCUGCGAGAAUAGGCAACAAGGGCGCGUCAUGUUUGUACGAUGUAAACAACAGGGUGUAUGUAUCAUGGUACAGAGAAUGCUUGAUGGAGAGGCAUGAGGCCCAAUGUAUUGCGAUAUUGUCGUUGUAUGCAUACUCCAUACGAGUUGCGGUAGUGUGCUCUGGCAACACGGUCGGAAAGAUGAUGCAAAUCUAAGUGAGAAAUAGAAACUUC
Molecule: messenger RNA, 12402 nt
Organism: Ectocarpus siliculosus
Lineage: Eukaryota; Phaeophyceae; Ectocarpales; Ectocarpaceae
Source: the annotation of a GenBank genome assembly